Messenger RNA from Diachasmimorpha longicaudata, 1196 nucleotides. RefSeq lists its product as uncharacterized. The record is from RefSeq and is a predicted model, not a curated record. The coding region runs from base 539 to 1126 and encodes 195 amino acids. The transcript has 4 exons. NCBI's taxonomy places the organism in Eukaryota, Metazoa, Arthropoda, Insecta, Hymenoptera, Braconidae.
UGUCGGUAAAGCAUUACCACGGAACGUGGCUAGCUGGGCUGGGAAGCUUUUGGUUGUAGGAGGCCCAGGAGCAGAGAAAAAGCGAAAACCGUCAAAACGGGUUUGAGGUAUUCCCGGAGUUCUAGAAGAAUCGCAAGUGGGCUUCCCCGAAUGGCAUGCCACGUACUCCACGCCUUACCGACAGGCACAUUCACCAUCCGUAGUUCAUGCGCCACCGCUACGAAGUUUUGCGGUUGAAGACACUUCACAAGCGACAGCAAUCUCCCCUGUAACCUCUGCCCAUGACAACGUAGUCCAGUACGAAUAAUUGGCGCUCGAAAUUUCGAAAUUCCUCAAGUAUCGAACUAACAAAAGCAAUUGAACAUAAAUGAAAUAUAGAAGACUGCGCAAAUCGGUUUUCACAGGUGUCUAUGUGAACUAACUGCUGAUUAUUCUGGAAUCCAUAUUUGUAUACGAAUUUACGAUGACAGGCUGACAUAAUAGGGAUAAUUUUUUACGAUACUUUACCUAUUUUUACUCAUGAGAAAAAUACGCAGAAAUGGCGAAUCCAGGUGGCUUCCUUGCCCAUGUUGUUAAACUCGUAACUACCAUAAUAUGUAUGGGAUAUUUUGAUGAGAAUUCAUCUGGCCUUACUCACCGAGCUUUUCAAAUUUAUUUGGUCCAUUCAAUUCUGGGCAUGUUCAGAUUUGGUAGUACCUCAGGCCUAAUAGGUACACGUGGCUUUCGCGAGUUCUAUGAACGCACAUCCAAUGUUUCGGAAGUCAUUCCUUUUGGCAUCUUCGCAACCGAAAUAUCGCGUCGUUGCAAAAUUGAUGACAUUCUCCGUCAAUCUCUUCUGCUUGUCCUAACACUUUUGCCAAUUGUCCACGAAAUUGUUCCAAAAAAAGAACGAUCAAAAAUGCGUAAACUCAUUAAUCAUUCGAUAAAUCUGCAAUUGGUCAUCAUCACGAUUGCCUGCCUGCAGAGAAGCAACUGGUGUGUUUUGAAUCUUGUAAUAUCGUAUGUGUUUAAUCGAUAUUAUGCCGAAAAUUUUUGCGACUGGUUCGAUGUGCCAUACGAUGUCCUUAUACAAUACAGCCUGAGCUUUGUCGAAAUUUUUUCACUGACAACGCUUAAUGAAUUAUAAUAUAUUCGAACAACAAUUGACUGUAUCUUCCGGCCUCAGAACUCAAAUAUACAAUUCAAAUUUUUUCAAA